GAAGAUUUCUAGAGUGGAAACUUUGGAUAUUGCGUUACGUUGAACUAUGAUCGGCCGUCUCCCAGCCAUCGUAAUUGAUAAUGGCACAGGAUACUCUAAAAUAGGUUAUGCUGGGAACACAGAACCUCAGUCAAUCAUUCCUUCUUGCAUUGCCGUAAAGGAAUACAGUAAAGUUGGCACCAGAGAAGUUAGACGACUUGGAACUGGUUUAGAUGAUUUAAAUUUCUUCAUCGGAGAUGAAGCACUCGCUCUCGAGGGAAAAAAUGACUUCUCAGUGAAGUGGCCUAUUCGUCAUGGUAUUAUUGAAGAUUGGGACUUAAUGCAACGUUACAUGGAACAGCUUAUUUUCAAACUACUUCGAGCAGAGCCUGAAGAUCAUUAUUUUCUUUUGACAGAACCACCAUUGAAUACACCAGAAAAUCGUGAAUACUUAGCUGAAAUCAUGUUUGAAACGUUUAACAUUCCUGGUCUUUAUAUCGCUGUACAGGCUGUAUUAGCGUUGUCAGCUUCAUGGUGUUCUAAUCGAACUGGCAGUCGUUCACUUACUGGGACGGUUAUCGAUUCAGGUGACGGUGUUACUCAUGUGAUUCCUGUAGUCGACGGUUAUGUCAUUGGAUCUUGUAUUAAACAUAUACCAAUAGCUGGACGUGACAUUACUUCUUUCAUUCAACACCUGCUUAGAGAACGUGAAAAUAACAUCCCACCAGAACUGAGCAUGGAGGUUGCUAAACAAAUUAAAGAACGUUAUUCAUAUGUUUGUCCUGAUUUACCUAAAGAAUUUUCUAAAUAUGAUAGUGAACCAGAUAAAUGGAUUAAACCACAUAUUGUAUCUAAAUCAGCUAAAUAUCCAUCAUUUUCUGUUGAUGUCGGUUAUGAACGUUUCUUAGGUCCAGAAAUAUUUUUUCAACCUGAAUUUGUUAAUCCAGACUUUACAACUUCAUUAAGUGAUGUUGUCGAUGAAGUAAUUCAGAAAUCACCAAUUGAUUCACGUCGUGGACUUUAUGGUAAUAUUGUUUUAUCAGGAGGCAGUUCAAUGUUCAAACAUCUUGAUCGUCGUUUACAACGAGAUAUUAAACGAAAUGUUGAUAAUCGUUUAAAAUUAACAGAAGAACUUACUGGUGGACGAGUUAAGCCGAAAUCUAUUGAUGUUAAAGUAGUUUCACAUCCUAUGCAACGUUAUGCUGUUUGGUUUGGUGGAUCAGUACUGGCUAAUGAACUUGACUUUUCAAUUUUCGUAUAUGUGUGAUCAGAUUUGUCUUACUCAAAUUAUAUCACUUAGUUAUAACAGACAUUUCAGUUUACCAAUUGAUUUGCUGAUUGAAGUUGCUAAGUUAAAUAAAUUAACAUUACAUUGUAUUAUUUUUGGCUUCAAUUGGUUGGAGUCAAUCGAAAAGAGUGAUUAUCUGAUGUUAUUUUUCAUUCGUUUAAUAAUUAAAUGAUUAAUAUCAGAAGGGGUUUUGUGAAUAACAUAGUCAUUUUAAUAGUUUAGAUCAUGAGUCAAUUGAAGCAAGACCACCAUGGAAAACCUGGAAGCACUGGGUCGCCGUUUCUUCCUAUUGUAGGACUCCUCAGCAGUAUGCAUCCACGAUCCCGCCUCGCGUGGGGUCCCACAAUAGGACGAAACGGCUGUCCAGUUCUUCCAGGAUUUCAAUGGUGGUCUAGCUCCAAUUGACUCAUGAUCUCGACUAUUAAAAUUAAGUGAUUCUCUCAUAGUUGUCUGGCCAUGAGUUACUAUCUUCAUUUGAACUGUUUUCCUUUUCUAAUCAGAGUGAAUUUUAUAAUGUAUGCCAUACUAAAGCUCAAUAUGAAGAAAUUGGUCCAGCAAUAUGCCGUCAUAAUCCUGUAUUUGGUACAAUGACUUAAUCAUUGUAACCAAUUGCAUUGGAUUCUAUUCUAUUUUUUACAUGAUUUUGUUUUGUUGCUAUGUUCAUUUUUUAUUUUAUUUUAUGAAUAAUUUGAUGCGUGCAUGCGUUCGUGUGUACCUACAUUAAACUGUUGACUUCAUUCAUUGCCCUCAGUUAUUCUACUGUUUAUCUUGUCUUUCUAUUCAAGUUCGUUUUUUGUGAACUAACAAUUUUGUAACCGAAUUUGAUCUUUACAUUUUUAUUUGUAUUCAAAUGAUGAGUUAUCUGCUUCUAAAUUGUAGAAUUUCCUCUUGUGAUCGUUUAGUUUCAUAGACUUUAGUGUAUUAUUCUGGAUAAAGAAUCGAAAGCUAGACGAAGUAGAUUAAAGUAUCAUUUGAUAAAUCUCUAGAUUCAUUGACA
Schistosoma intercalatum is the source of this 2264-nucleotide messenger RNA. The record is from the annotation of a GenBank genome assembly. NCBI's taxonomy places the organism in Eukaryota, Metazoa, Platyhelminthes, Trematoda, Strigeidida, Schistosomatidae.